ACCUUUUAAACACACGAAAGCAAAGCACUUGACCUACCUUCUACGAGUACUCUUUCUCUCUAGCAAGAACAUCAAAAGAUUCAGGAAUCCCAGCCAUCUUUCUCUCUCUACUCCGCAGUGUUUGCCUCAUACAUCAGCAGAAUCCGAAAUCCGCUCCGUCUUGCUGCUGUAAUCAGUCAACUUUUGACUCCGACGGUCUCAUUUUUUCAAAUUGAAUCUAUCGCAUUCCGAGGACCCAAAUUUAGGGUUUUCCUUCCGAUGACCAGCGCUUGGACAAAUAUGAGCUUUGGAAUACAUAGGGAUGUAAAUAGGGAGUGGGAGAGAACUGGGUGGAUUGAUGGGGUUUUUAGAAAAAAAUAUGGAGAUCCUUGCUCAUUCUUUGGGGAGCUAUGCAUCUGCAAAAAACUUGAGAAAGCUUUGGCGAUCAAUUAAUAGGUCAAAUAUUUAUUAGCUUUGGAGUCUCUUGGAGCAUAUGAGCAAUGGAGCUUAUGGAGCAUCCCUCACCUCAAGGAUUGCUUUUUUGUGAAUCUGUGAGUAGAGCAGCGAAGCAAUAAAAAAUGAGUAACCGUUUCUCUCGUACCAUCUAUGUUGGUAACCUACCUUCAGAUAUCAAAGAACGUGAGAUUGAAGAUCUGUUUUACAAGUAUGGUCGUAUUUUGGAGGUUGAAUUAAAAGUUCCACCUCGACCUCCUUGUUUUUGCUUCGUGGAGUUUGAGGGUGCCCGAGAUGCUGAUGAGGCGAUAAGGGGACGUGAUGGCUACAACUUUGAUGGCUGUCGCCUAAGGGUUGAACUUGCACAUGGUGGACGGGGAUCAGGAUCAUCAGCUGGUAGUGAACGUCGCGGUGGAGGCGGUGGAGGUGGUGGAGGUGGUGGAGGCGCUGGAGGGCGCUAUGGUGCAUCACGCCAUACUGAGUAUCGAGUCAUUGUACGUGGGCUUCCGUCUUCUGCAUCAUGGCAGGAUUUAAAGGAUCACAUGCGAAAAGCUGGCGAUGUUUGCUUUGCAGAAGUUUCACGUGACAGUGAAGGAACUUUCGGCUUGGUUGACUAUACCAACUCUGAAGACAUGAAAUAUGCUAUCCGGAAACUGGAUGACACUGAAUUCAAAAACCCUUGGUCAAAAUCUUAUAUUCGGGUGAAGAAGCAUGACAGAAGCCCAAUUAGGGGUCGCAGCAGGAGCAGGAGCAGGAGUAGGAGUAGGAGCAGGAGCAAGAGCAGAAGCAGGAGUAGAAGCCCGAAAAGGAAUAGAAGCAAAUCACUGGAAAGGUCGGUGUCAAGAUCACCAUCCAGGUCAAGGUCUGCAUCUCCUGUGAAAUCUACAAGGCCAAAGUCUAGAUCCAAGUCGAAGUCCCCCUCUAAACCACGGUCAAAGUCCCCCUCUAAGCCACAGUCAAGGUCAAGGUCAAGGUCAAGGUCCAGGUCAAGGUCCAGAUCACCGCUGUAGUACUAGACUACUAGUCUAUGUGGCACUUGGGUAAGAGCAAUUUCUCAGCCUUGUGAGCAGCAGCAAUUCAAUUAGUACGCCUUCAAUGAACUUUCCUCUAACGGCUAAUUGAAUUCUGUAAAACAAUGUGAGGCAGACAUCGUGGAUUCUUUAAAUUAGAGCUUUAGUUUGAAGAUUUAUAUCCAGAGUCUAUUUUUAAGUAUAUUGUUGCUUAGUGUAUUUUGCUUCUAGUUUUUAAUCUGCUUUCUCGGUUUGAAACAAUUUUUUGUCUUGUUUUGAGACUACUAGUUAAAAUUUUGAACGAUUCUAUUUCCCUGUGAGAAAUGUUCUAUUAUGACCGAAUGCUGGUGGCAUGUAAACAGCAAACUCAUUUCUCUUUUUGAAUUUUUAUAAAACUAAAUUGCAUCAA
Spinacia oleracea (spinach) is the source of this 1851-nucleotide messenger RNA. Its product is annotated as serine/arginine-rich splicing factor SR34A. The record is from RefSeq and is a predicted model, not a curated record. Bases 558 to 1442 code for a protein of 294 amino acids. The transcript has 14 exons. Gene Ontology annotation, molecular function: mRNA binding. Gene Ontology annotation, cellular component: cytoplasm; nucleus. NCBI's taxonomy places the organism in Eukaryota, Viridiplantae, Streptophyta, Magnoliopsida, Caryophyllales, Amaranthaceae.